Molecule: messenger RNA, 2579 nt
Organism: Astrephomene gubernaculifera
Lineage: Eukaryota; Viridiplantae; Chlorophyta; Chlorophyceae; Chlamydomonadales; Astrephomenaceae
Source: the annotation of a GenBank genome assembly
AAGCAGCGCAAGGGUGUGGUAGGUGCUGGUGGUGUUGAGGAGGAGGAUGAGGAGGAGGAAGACGGGGAAGAGGAGGAAGAGGACGCUGUGAUGGAGGUCGCUGGUCGUGGGGUUCCUCCAGUGCCGCCCCAGCAGCAGCAGGGGCAGGGGCAGCAACACCAGCCGCAGGAGGUGAUGGCAGAGGAAGGGGCUGCUGCUGCUCCCGCUACCGCCGCUGCUGCUGCUGCUGCUGCUGCUGCUGCGGAGGAGGAGGAGGAGGAGGAGGAGGAGGGGGCGGGGCAUCAGGCGGGCGGCAGCAGGGGUACUGCUGGCGGCGUCAGUGGUGCUGGAGCGGGGGCAGCAGCGGGUGGAGACGGCGGCGGCGGCGGCAGCGGCGAUGAUAGCAGCGAGAGCGAUGAGGACGAGGAGGAGCAGGAGGAGAGUGGUCAGGAGGGGAAUGCUGCUGCUGCUGUUCAUGACGAGGUCGACGACGAGGAGGAGGAGGAGGAGGAGGGUGACGGUGAGGAGCUGGCGGCGCUGCUGGGGGACUUCCCGCUGCCCUUCAGCGUCAUUGCGGCGGCAGCGGCAGCAGGGGCGGGGGCAGCCAACACAGCGGCAGCAGCAGGAGCCCUGUCUGACGGCACUGCAGCGGCGAGGGCGGCAGGGACUGCUGCCGGGGCUGGGGCUGGGGCUGGGGCAGCUGCGGGCCCCUCCGCUGCUAGCGCCAACGGAGCAGGCGGCAUCAACACCAGCAGCGGUGGCAACGCUGGGGUUGGCGCGCUGACCAGCAGAAACCCCCACGCCUCUGCAGCAGCCCCAGCAGCAGCAGGGGCAGGGGCAGGCGGCGCAGGUCCCUCCACAUCUGCAGCAGCCCCCACAGCAGCAGCAGCAGCUCCAGCCCAGGAGGGUGCUGCGGCCCCGCGGCCCCCCACCCCACCGCCCCUGCCGCCCACCACCGUCCCCCUGCUAUCAGCGGUGUUGGCGCCGCAUGCUCGCUUCCAAGCCCCCCAUGUCCACCCCCAUGACCGCCCUCACCAUCAUCCGGCAGCCCUGUCGCCGCCUGCGCCGCUGCCCGCCGGCACCCCGGGCCACGUGGUGGCGGCCUACGAGAGGCUCACACGGGCGCUAGACGCCAGCAGCGAACGCGCGCUGCUGCACGGGCGGCUGCUGUCCGCCUGCUGCGACUGCUGGGUGCGGCUGGUGGCGCUGUACCGGCAGCAGCGGGGGCGGGCGGGGCAGCGGGCGAGGAGGCUGCGGGGCCAGGUGGCGGCGCAGGGGAAGCAGAUGGAGCAGCUGAGGUCCCAGCUGCGGCGCCAGGCUGCCACAGUGCAGCAGCAGCAGCAGCGGCUGGAGGCGGCGCAGGCGGAGGAGGGCAGGCUGCGAGCGAUGGUUGCUCUGGUGAAGCAGCAAGCGGUUGACGCGGUUGCGACUGUACGACAACAGGAGGUUGCAGAGGCUGUAGCGGAGGCUAAACGACAGAAAGACGAGGAGAUGCAGCGGCAGUUGACAGUUGUACGGCAGGAGGCAGCACGGCAGUUGGAGCAGCAGUUGGAAGCCGUACGGCAGGAAGUUGUCCGGCAGGCAGCGGUACGGCAGGAGGCACUUGUACGGCAACACGAGGAAGCCGUACGGCAGCGCGAGGAGGAGUUGUCACAGCUUCGACAGCGCGUGCUUUCGGAGGCACGGGAGGCGGAGCGAUUGCGAGGGGAGCUUGCGGAAGUACGGCAGAGGCAAUCUGCUACAGCUGCUGCGGGUCCUUCGCCCGUGGUAGCCGGGCCUGGCGGGGCUGUAGCAGGUACGGCAGCGACCCCAGCAGCAGCAGGUACGGCAGCGGUAGCAGGGGGUUGUACGGCAACCACCUCACCACCACCUCCACCGGCAGCAGCAGCAGCAACGACAUCAGGGGCAGGGGCAGGACCUCUGGCAGUUGCAGCGGCGGCGGGUGGCAGCGGCGGCGGCAACAUUGGUCGCGGCUACAUUGCUGAAUACCUAAGCUGCCUGGAGGCCAGUGUGGCCCGCCUGCGCUGCGAGCUGGCGGGGGCGGCGGAGCAGCGGGCGGAGGAGCGGCGGGUGCUGGAGGAGGAGGCGGGCAGGUGGCAGCGGCUAGCCAAGGGGGCGCUCCUGGGCCUUCUCGCGCCCCAGGCCGGCGACAGUCCCCCCCGGGCCCUUGCCCCGCCCCACCCGCCACCUCCACCCUUUGCUGCUGCUGCUGGUGGGGAGCAACCCCAGCAGCAGCAAUCGGGUUCCCACCGCCACCGCCACCACCACCAGCAGAACCAGCACCAACCACAAAACAUGGCAUCCAUGCUGGCACUAAUGCAGCAACAGCAACAACAACAACACCCGCAGCAGCAGCAGCAACCUCAACACCUGCUCUCCCGCGCUCAACCCCACUCCCACUACUCCCAACAGCAGCAGCACCCGCAGCAACAGGGCGCUCCCCCGGCCCCCAUGCUGUCGUCGUACCAACAUCCCUACUCGCUACUGCAGCAACAGCAGCAGCAACAACAGUCGUACGGAAACAUGUUUGGCAUUCUGAGCGCUGCUGGUGGUGGGGGUGGUGGUGGUGGGGGUGCAGGCGGGGAGUUGUAAUGCUGGUG